Amphibalanus amphitrite is the source of this 4744-nucleotide messenger RNA. Its product is annotated as lysine-specific demethylase 8-like. Bases 87 to 1040 code for a protein of 317 amino acids. The record is from RefSeq and is a predicted model, not a curated record. NCBI's taxonomy places the organism in Eukaryota, Metazoa, Arthropoda, Thecostraca, Balanomorpha, Balanidae. Gene Ontology annotation, molecular function: 2-oxoglutarate-dependent dioxygenase activity. The transcript has 5 exons.
CUAAUAAGCAUUUUAUCCUUUUCAGAUUAAUAUAAAGUGCAAACUGUCCUCAGUUUCCACAACGGCAGCAGUGGGCACAGGGCAAGAUGCGGUCUAGCCCGUCUGUAGAUUGUCACCCGGUCCGGCAGCAUUCCGCCGGUGGUGACGGGCCGUCGGCCGCCGGGGACGGCGCGCCGGCGCCGCAGCUGUCCGGGGAGACGGCGCUGCGGCUGGCGGCCGUGGCGGCCGUGCUGGCCGCCGCGCUGCUGACCGCCUGCGGGUGCGCCGACCACUCGGCCUGGCUGCAGCGUGAGCUGCGCGCCGCCGCCGCCCGUUCGCUGCUCUUCUGGCGGCCGGCGCCGGCCGGCCACUGGCAGCCGCUCGGCCGUCACCGGCCGCCUCUCGCAGAGCCCAUCGACCAGCUGGAGCGCUUCCCCAGCCCGGAGCAGUUCUUCCGGCGCUACGUACGGCCGCAGCGACCGGUCGUCUUCCGCGGCCUGGCCGGGGUCCAUCCGGCCUACUGGCUGUGGACCGACGACUACCUUAGGCGUGAAUUUGGCAGCGUUGAGCUGGACGUGGAGCAGAAGAAGAAGGAGGACAGAAGUAUCGGCCUCACACGGAUGAACGUCUCUGAGUUCCUCUCUGUCUACAAGGAGAAGGAUCUGUACGUGGUGCACAGCAUUCAGGAGGAAAUGAGACGUGACCUGGCGCUGCUGCCCAGUGCGCAGUGCGGCGGCCUGCAGCGUCUGAUGAUGGACGCCGUGCUCUGGUUCAGCAGCGGGGGCACCAAGUCUGUACUGCACUACGAUGAGCUCGACAACAUCAACUGCGUCCUUGACGGAUACAAACACUUCUUCCUGGUUGAUGUUGAUGACGCUCACCAUAUCGAGUUUGACCACAUGGAAGGUCUGUACUCGUCUGUGGACGUCACCAGCGUGGACAUGUACCGGUUCCCAGGCCUGAGGGACGUGCCGUGGUACAACGUGACCCUCUGGAAAGGCGACUGUUUCUACCUGCCGUUCAGGUGGCCGCACCACGUCAUAUCGUCCAACUCCAGGUGAGCAGUCACCGGCGAGCCGGGAGGGGCGCGGGACUGUUGUGGGAACUGGGAAUGAUAACGUAUGGCCAAACUACAAGCACUGAAGUGCACAGUGUCUUGUACUCCUGGCAAGUGCACUUUGCAGUGUAUUAGCAGAAUAUAGGGCAAUAUACUGUCACAACGUGUGCUGAUGUGUUGCAAAGUGUGACAGCUUUAUGCAAUCACACGUCUGACGCUGCUAUAUAGUCAAGUACUUUGAUGUAGGGUAUAGCUUGUGACCGGAAUUGGACAGUGUAUUUAUGUCAUAUGUGUGGUUUCGGCUGGUAUACCUAUGUGUGCUGAAUGGUGGUCAUGAGUCGUUUCAAUGUCAUUAACCGGUAUCAAUAUCAAAGGUCUGGAUGUGGCGUCGGGGCACUCAGCGGCCAGCCUCAACGCCGGUGUGGUCAGUAACGCCGCCGUUAUUUCCACUGUAGCUCUGAAUAAUUACCGUUUGCCAGCGAGUAAAGCGAGUGUUGAGUUUCUGGGACAUUUGGUGAAUUAUUCCUGUAGUCAAGCUUGUUAUUUAUUCUGGUUGGGGCCUAGGGUUGUAAAGCUUCCCGCAAAUAUACUGUGUAGUUGAAUAGGAACUUUUAUUUCCAGUAAGUAUGAACCAAUCAUUCAAUGUGCAACGUGAUCACGGAUGACUUGGCUCAAUGUCCCCAACCUAUAUUUACGUGCUUUGCGGUUCAGCCUCAGAGGUUGCUUAGACUGUGCCGCAUGGCUCGGCUGCGCUGCAGGUCAGCCUACCCUGCCAGUGAAGCUGACAAUCAGCUCAAUUUGACUUGUUUUCAUCGAGUAGUUCGUGCUGCAUGGGCUGCGGUGACGAUGUAGUUUGGACGUUCAAAGUACUCGUUCUUGAUUAUUCUGUCUGUUCUGUCAGUCACUAUUAUUUUCAUCACCAACUUAACCAUUAUCACCAUUAUCUUACAUAUUACGGUCGGUAACGCUCAUACCCCGUGCCAUAGUAGAUGGGCCAACCCUGAAUAGCCACGACACAGUUGAUGCUCAAUAUUUCAUGCAUCUGAUAUUUGAUCUUAUAGGUUCAGUGUUUCAGUCCCAAUAAAUACGAUAGGGCGUAUCGAUCACAUUUUAGGGUCGUCGGCUUGAACAUAAUGCUUUCUUGAAAAGCCCCGUGGUGGCUUCUCCUUUCCAAGGAAUUAAACUAACGCAUUCUAAAAUGUAGAGCUAUUUUUUCAUUUUUCAUUAGUGAUAUGCAUCGGGUGAUCAGUUAUUUAGUAGAUUUCGAUUGGACAAUUCCCAUUGACAAAUGGUCCGAGUCGGUUGGAUACCUACUGUGCAUACGUUGGAAUGGGGUGUCGACAGCCACUACUUACCAGCAACCAAUCUAGGGAUAGCGUACGUGACAGUAAUGGUGCAGCGGUUGCAAAAUAUUACAUUGUUAUUCAAACGGUUUUUGCUUUUAGGGCAUUGUUGUUUAACCCAUCUGUGUUUGAUUGUAUUGAGAUAUGUGAUUAGUAGAUUGAGAUGAGGUGUUGAUGAAGGCAGGCAUUUUUUAAAAAUAUUUUUUUGACAAUUUUUUGCCCUUGUUCUACUUAAUAGCUGAACCCGGGGCCACCUUACCUUAAACCUUACCUUAAACCUUAAACCUUAUUUAUAUAACAUGUCAAUGCUGAUGCUGUCUUGAAAUGUGAAAUUUAGACAAUGGUAAUAGAAAUAAUGAAUAGCAAUUUCACCAACAACUUGUUAAUCUCUAGGAAGUGCAAUUAAAAUUAAAAUCACUGUCUGCCACACUGCUCCGAUCCUGGUCAUGCAACCAAUGUUCAUGGGUGGUGUUUCACGGCAGAGCACUGCAGUGCGCUGCGUGUGUCAGAGCAUUGGGUUUCCAUGGCAGUGUCAACAAAUUUCACUGUGACGCUAAGCUAUGACAGCAUCCCAGAACGCUAGCACGCUGCGGUACCAGCACCAGCAGCAUGCUAGCAGUAUUUGAACUCAAACCUCUGUUUUUGGUACGGUUUUUCAGAACCUCUCACUCUGUUCCAAACGCGAUUCAUCAUAAACUAAGAGAUCACAUGCAAUGUCAUUUGAGUGAUGCUAUGGUAUGCCGUAGCUACCAGUGCACACAGUGUCUGGAUGGUGAAACAGGGCCAUUGUUAAUCACAUUUGCUUUGCUUUGUUUCAGCAGAAACCUGUCUGCACAUGGGAGGAGCGCAACAAAAGCCCAUCAAGUUCAUGCAUGGCAGUGGAUCUCAACAGGAGAAAACCAGAAAGAACAUGAUGCUUGUAGAUUGCAGUUGUACACUGCUGUUAUCACCUGAUGUGCGUGGCUGGCAUUGCUCCUGGCAAGAACCACCUGCAAGUGAUGAGGUGGUGCCUCAGUCGUUGAGUGUGCUGCAGUGUGAGAGGCGCCCUGAUCUCUACUUUGUGAUGGGUUUCCAUUGGAGGUUCAACUGAAAAGUGAGAACUGACUGUGACCAUGCUUGAGCAUGCCAGUGGAGCUUUACAUGCUUAGGGCAGCUUUUGAACAGAUGCUGACCAUGGCAUAUCCCAUCCAGUUAUCAUGUGCACAGAAUGGUGGGGGGAGGGCAACUCUGGGCUCUUGAGUCAGCCCUACUGCACAGGGGGUACAGAUGGCCGCUUACGUUUGGUGUGUCCUGCACUGCAUUAUCAAGCCCAGUCUGCUGCCACAGGCAAUGGGUCGGGCUGCACUAUAUUAAAGGCAGACUAUCUUGCAAAGGAGGCUGGCAUCCUCUCCCAUGAUGACACACCAAUUGGCAAUCAUCGCUGCGAUGAUCACGAGGGUGUCCGCUUAUCUAACAUGGUGAGGUGGAGAGCCAGCUCAAGCUGGCCUGAGGGAUGGUUUUACUUCAUCUGAGGCCCCCUUUCCCCGCCUGCCAGGUCCGGUCAAACGACCGCUUCACAGUGAACGACUUGCAGUGGAUGCCGUCCCACAGCGCAACGAGCGCGCCUACCAGAGGCGGCGGCCAAGAGGCGGCCGCGCUCCCCCAGUCGACGGUCCCGGUGGACGUCGGCAACGCCCACCGCGCGACCAUCAGAUCGGCUCGCGACCGCGCCGUCGCCGACUGACCGCAUGACUGGUAUCUGUUCUUGAUGUGGGACCGACUGCCACCGCCGGUCGCGGAAGGGCAUCGCUCAUCGGCCAUCGACGUCCACCAGCUUCGCGUGGGUCACUGUUCGGGCUGCCACCAAUACACCGAAUCGGAGCCGACAUCGACUGCGCGGCGGCCAGUGCAUCGCGUGCCGGGAAGAGGCUGGCACCCCCGAUCGGCCAUUGGUCACAAACCGUGUCCCAGCUCAUGACUGCAUCCAGCGCAGCUCUGUGAGAUGUUCUGCUGCAUUCUGCCGCGUGUGUUGAAAGAAGAAUGAACAUGAGAAAACCUCAAAACUUUUUGCCUAUUAGUAUUUGACCAGUAUUGGAAUAAGUUUGGAUUUUGAGAAUCUGUGUCCCUGUGCUUGUGCCUGUGUGGAAAGGCAUGCUUUACGGUGUACCAUCUCAAUUUGUGCGGCUGCUGACAGGCCACCUGGGUGCCAACGUAUGUGCGAAUCCGCGAAUACGUUGUGUUUCGUCAGUCGGUAUCGUUCUGAAAAUAUUGACUGCAAUAGGCUAUAUAGCGUAUGACGGUUCAGCCCAGCAGUAAUACCUAACUGACCAUUGAUUGGGCGAAUUUUGUGUGGUGGUUCGCUAAUACAUAACCUAAAGAGUGUUUU